This is a messenger RNA of Aspergillus glaucus CBS 516.65, 625 nucleotides long. RefSeq lists its product as uncharacterized. The record is from RefSeq and is a predicted model, not a curated record. NCBI's taxonomy places the organism in Eukaryota, Fungi, Ascomycota, Eurotiomycetes, Eurotiales, Aspergillaceae. The transcript has 3 exons. The coding region runs from base 121 to 498 and encodes 125 amino acids.
AUGCACAGUAGAUGGAGGCGCCUCUGAAUCAUCAUCUGCCUGACCAGCAGGCGAAGGAGUCUGAGACCUGACCUUCUUUGCCAUACCAAUAACCCGCACCUUCGCGAUGUCUGUGUUGUAAUGACGAGCCUGGUGAGCCUGGUAGAGCAAAUGGUGGACUUGUUCAUCACUCUUGCAAGGAGUCUGCGAAAAACAUGUCAAACAGAACUCAAAAAAAAAAAAAAAAAAAAAAAAAAAAAAAAAAAAAAAAAAAAAAAAAGCCACUCACCUCAACACAAGCCAAACCACCACCAUGACCCUGUUCAAUGCACCUGCGACACUUAUCUGCACGACUCACACCAAUCUGCGACCAUAUCAGACCAAAACUCUGACUCUUCAGCAUCAAGACAUUCAACCAUGGCAGCCUCCUGCUCAGCUGCAACCUCCUCUGCUAGCUCUCUGACAAAUUCCUCCAUAUCAUCAAUUUCCACGUCUCCAUCCUCCUGUAUAUGCAAGUGAUCAGGUCCUGCUGCACCUUCGUCAUUGGUAGAAGACUCAUAGUCACUGUCAAAACAAAGAGACGCAUGUUCUGAAACCAAUCCAUACUUUCACAGAAUUCGACCAGCAUGGUGGAUGGUCUUGAGCU